AAUUCCCUAAUUGAGUCAUAAAGUGUGAGAAUUGCAUUAGAAAUUAUUGUAUUAUGUUAUGUUCUUACCAACUAAGGAAUCAAAGAAUUUUUGUUGGGUUUUAGCGUUGUAGAGAAACAAGAAGAACAAAAAAACACCUAUAAGGGUUAAACUGGUCUUUUAGAUUUUAUCAAUCAAAGAAAAAAAAGAUACUUCAUUUGUCUCAAUUUAUGUGACAUUGUUUGAUCAGGCACAAAGUUUAAGAUAUAAGAAGACUUUUGUGACACCUUGGAUAUCCACACAUAAUGGAUCCAAGAAUGUACAUUGCUGCAAGGGAAGGGAGUAUGGAAGAUGGUGAUUUUUCACUUGUUGAUCAUCUGAAAAGGGAGGAAGAAAAUGGUUACCAAGUCACACCAAAGGGAAAUACAAUCCUCCAUGUGGCAGCUCACUUUGGCCAACGAGGUUUCAUGGGAGAAGUCCUUAAGUUUACCCCAGCGUUAUUAUGCUAUAAGAAUAAGAAAAAUGAAACUGCGCUUCACAUUGCAGCUAAUUUAGGACAAAGUGAAGUGGUGAGUGAACUACUUAGCAUAGAAGGAAAGGAGACACUUGUGAGGAUGACGGAUGACAUUGGAGAUAUGGCCUUGCACAAGGCCGUUAGAAGUGGACACAUUGACAUUGUCAGGAUGUUGGUGAAAUUAUUACUAGAUCCUGAACACGACCUCCCAGCCAAUAAGGCAGGGGAGACACCACUUUAUUUGGCAGCAGAGUCUGGCUUUCAUGAUGCUUUGAUUGAAAUCUUGAACGUUUGCAAAGAACCAACUUAUGUUGCAGGUCCAUCCAAUCGAACACCUCUACAUGCAGCCGUAAUUCAAGAACACACAG
Molecule: messenger RNA, 861 nt
Organism: Solanum stenotomum
Lineage: Eukaryota; Viridiplantae; Streptophyta; Magnoliopsida; Solanales; Solanaceae
Exons: 2
Molecular function (GO): protein binding
Source: RefSeq, a predicted model, not a curated record